Messenger RNA from Telopea speciosissima, 1209 nucleotides. Its product is annotated as WAT1-related protein At1g68170-like. The transcript has 7 exons. Gene Ontology annotation, molecular function: transmembrane transporter activity. Gene Ontology annotation, cellular component: plasma membrane. Lineage: Eukaryota; Viridiplantae; Streptophyta; Magnoliopsida; Proteales; Proteaceae. The record is from RefSeq and is a predicted model, not a curated record. Bases 1 to 1209 code for a protein of 402 amino acids.
AUGGCUCGUAGUGAUGUUGGCGAAUUUCUUCAUGGGUUGAAACCGGCGAUGGUGAUGGUAGUGGUUCAGAUGGUUUUUGCAGGAGUCAAUGUAUUCUAUAAACUGGCAACCAAGGAUGGAAUGAACCUCCAAAUCUUGAUUGCCUAUAGAUACAUGUUCGCUUCCAUUUUCUUGGCUCCCCUUGCUUUCUUCCUCGAAAGAAAAAGCAGACCAAAGUUGACAUGGAUGAUCACCUUCCAAGCAUUUCUCUGUGGCUUAUUUGGGGGGACGUUGUCUCAGAACCUAUACUUGGCAAGCUUAUCGUUAACAUCAGUGACAUUCGCAGCAGCCAUGACAAACCUUAUUCCAGCUAUAACCUUCAUCAUAGCUGUGACUAUCGGGUUAGAGAGGCUAGGGAUUCGAACGGUAGCGGGAAAAGCUAAGAUGGUGGGGACUGCCAUAGGCAUAGGAGGGGCGAUGGUGCUGACCUUCUACAAAGGGGCAGAAAUCAACCUUUGGUCAACCAAAGUUGACCUUACUCGUGAGAUUGGGAGAGGAGCCUCCACGUCAGCUUCACACCCAGAGUCUGGUAAUCACCUAUUGGGAGCAUUACUGGCACUUGGUUGUUGUUUCUCUUAUGCACUUUGGUUAAUUAUUCAGACUAAGAUGAGCCAGAGGUACCCAUGCUAUUUAUCAGGUGCGACUCUGAUAGCUCUGAACGCAUCAGUACAGAGCGUCAUAUACGCUCUAUGCGUAGAGAGGAAGUGGGAGGAGUGGAAGCUUGGAUGGAACAUCAGGCUUUGGACCGUGGCUUAUGCGGGAAUAAUGGCAACUGGGCUACAUUUUACGAUUAUGGCGUGGGGAGUAAGGACAAAGGGCCCAGUCUUUGUAUCAGUUUUCAGCCCUUUAUCACUAGUGUUGGUGGCAAUCACCGGCUUCUUGUUCCUAGACGAGAAGCUACAUGUUGGAAGCAUAGUAGGGGCAGCAUUGAUAGUAGUAGGAUUGUAUGUGGUGCUUUGGGGGAAGGGAAAGGAGAUGAAGAAGAAGAAGAAGAAGAAGAAGAUGUCGGAUCAGCAGCUAAUUAUAGUGUCCAACACCGACAGCUCUAAAGCAGAAGCAGAGCACAUCGAUGUGGCUGCUGCCACUACCAUCGUCCCAUCAUCUUCUUCGUCUGCUAACACUGAUAACUUCCUCAACAAUAAUCCUAACAGAAGAGAAGCAGUAUCCUGA